Messenger RNA from Naumovozyma castellii, 975 nucleotides. RefSeq names its product Ras family GTPase RAS1 (gene RAS1). NCBI's taxonomy places the organism in Eukaryota, Fungi, Ascomycota, Saccharomycetes, Saccharomycetales, Saccharomycetaceae. The transcript has a single exon. The coding region runs from base 1 to 975 and encodes 324 amino acids. The record is from RefSeq and is a predicted model, not a curated record.
AUGUCUCUUAACAAGUCCAACAUCAGGGAAUACAAAUUGGUAGUCGUCGGUGGUGGUGGUGUCGGUAAGUCCGCAUUGACAAUACAACUAAUCCAUUCGCAUUUCGUCGACGAAUACGAUCCAACCAUUGAGGACUCAUAUAGGAAACAAGUGGUCAUUGAUGACAAGGUCACCGUGCUCGAUGUCCUGGACACGGCUGGACAAGAAGAAUACUCGGCUAUGAGAGAACAAUAUAUGAGGACCGGGGAAGGGUUCUUAUUGGUCUAUUCUGUCACCUCCAAGAACUCCUUCGAGGAACUGCUGACCUAUUAUCAACAGAUUCAAAGAGUUAAGGACUCAGAUUAUAUUCCUGUCGUCAUUGUCGGAAACAAAUCCGAUUUGGAAGAUGAAAGACAAGUUCCUUAUCAAUCUGGUGUUAAUUUGGCUAAACAAAUGAAUGCUCCAUUCUUGGAAACAUCUGCAAAGCAAGCUAUCAAUGUGGAAGAAGCGUUUUAUACUUUGGUAAGAUUGGUUAGAGAUAACGGUGGUUCCUUUAAUAAGACUAAUGAAGCCAAUGAAGAUGCUGAAAAAAAUGCUGCUAUUAAUAACGAAAAGGGUAUCAAUAAUAAUACCACAAAUACAAACCCUAACACACAACCUUCGGCAGAUGCUGCAAGCACAAGUAUAUCGAAUAUACCAGCAACUACUUCACCAACAAUAUCUGCCAAUAAUCAAGAUAAUACAAAUAGAAUAGACAACUUGACCGAUAACAUUAAUAAUAACAACGCAAGAGGUAAACAAAGCGCAGCUGCUGAUCAGGCACAAGGAAUGGGAUCCGUUUCACCACAAAAUGCAAAGGGAGCUAAAGUUACCUCUAAAUCUAAUUCACAAGCUCAAGGUCAAUCCAAACCUGCAAGAACAACACAACAACAAGGUGGAGCUUCCACUUCAGGCGCUGAUUCCAGCAGCGGUGGUGGCUGUUGCGUAAUUGUUUAG